Messenger RNA from Penicillium angulare, 1602 nucleotides. RefSeq lists its product as uncharacterized. Gene Ontology annotation, cellular component: membrane; Golgi apparatus. Lineage: Eukaryota; Fungi; Ascomycota; Eurotiomycetes; Eurotiales; Aspergillaceae. The transcript is spliced from 3 exons. Bases 1 to 1602 code for a protein of 533 amino acids. Gene Ontology annotation, biological process: retrograde transport, endosome to Golgi. The record is from RefSeq and is a predicted model, not a curated record.
AUGAAGAGCUGGCUCCGGACAUUAGGCCUCACGGCCUUAUUGGCAGGCUCAGUGCUUGCCAAUGAUGUGGAAUUGAAAUCCGAUGAGGCGCAUCGACAACGUUGUUCAGGGAUGUACAGCCGGAAGUCUUGGGGCGGAAGUGUCGACCCUUUCAUCUUGGUGAAGUUUUCGAAGACAGCUGGGACAGAUGGUGGCGAUCCAUUGGCCAGCUUGGUUAUCUUUGAAUGGGAGGAUGAAAAGUUGAUUGGGAAGUGGCGCGAAGGAGAUGAUCAGGAUGGUUCCAGGGACACCAUUUGCGACCAGAACAGCGUCGAUGCCAAACUUUGCACAACGGAGCAGAUCGGUUCAUUUAUUCUGGCGAACAACGCGAGCGAUGUUUCUAAGAACCCUAUAAUGUCUGAGGCCAUCCACCUUAACGACCCCGACGCCGUGAAGUACCCCGUGCAUAAGACCGGUUUCUACUGCGUGACCACCUAUAAAUACGACGAUGUGAGCUAUGACGCUGUGGUCACCUUCCGUAACUCUUACGGAGAGCUUCCCGCUGCGCAAAUCGCUAAGCUACCUUUCUAUGGUGCUUUGACAAUCGUCUACGCUGUUGUCGGGGUCUUCUGGGCCUUCCUUUAUGUGCAAAACCGCCACGACAUUCUGCCCGUCCAGAACUAUAUCACUGCCAUCGUAGUGUUCUUGAUUGUUGAGCAGUUGAUGACCUGGGGAUUCUACAACUUCCAAAACAUUCAUGGUCUGAACGCAGGAGCGAAGGCGUUGAUGAUCAUUGUUGCUGUUCUAAACGCUGGCCGAAAUGCUUUCUCGUUCUUCCUGUUGCUUAUUGUGUGUAUGGGCUAUGGCGUUGUCAAGCCAUCGCUUGGACGUGCAAUGAUCUAUGUUCGCAUACUGGCCAUCGCUCACUUUGUCUUCGCAGUCGUCUACUCCGUUGCCAGUCUGACCAUCACCCCUGACAGUGCUGGGCCUCUGGUGCUUCUGAUCGUUCUGCCCCUGGCUGGAACUUUGACUGCUUUCUAUGUCUGGACUUUGAACUCUCUCAAUGCCACCAUGAAGGAUCUCAUCGAUCGCAAACAGAAGACCAAGGCAUUGAUGUACAAGAAGCUGUGGUGGUGCAUUCUUGGCAGCAUUAUCGUCAUCUUCGGCUUCUUCUUCAUUAACUCCUUUGUUUUUGCUGGCCAUAGCGAUGAGAGCUUUGUCCCUGAGCACUGGAAGUCCCGAUGGUUUGUGCUGGACGGCUGGCUCAACCUGGUGUACUUCUUUGACAUCUGCUUCGUGGCCUACCUGUGGCGACCAACUGCCAACAACCGACGCUUCGCCAUGAGUGACGAGCUUGCCCAAGAUGACGAUGGCUUCGAGAUCCGUUCCUUCGGUAGUGGUCUCGAUGAGGAGGACCCUUUCGAUGCCCCUCCUGAUUACCCCGGUAGCUCCCGUGCCGCGGGUCACCGUGACCUCUCUCCCAUCCCGCCAAAGCCUGUGUCAUCGGCCCAACGCCAGUCCCUUGAUGAGGAGACUAUCUUCGCUGUGGGCGACGAAGACAAGUGGUCUGAAGAUGAGGAGUCUCCAAGAAACUCAGAUGAGCAUCAAAGACUCACACACUAA